This is a messenger RNA of Diatraea saccharalis (sugarcane borer), 1058 nucleotides long. Lineage: Eukaryota; Metazoa; Arthropoda; Insecta; Lepidoptera; Crambidae. The record is from the annotation of a GenBank genome assembly.
CCAUUGUCAAGCAAAAGUGAGGAAACGCGAAUUAUAAAUGUUCGGUAAAUAAGCGGAUUCUUUCAGGCUUUAACACUAGAUGAGAAAUUAGUAAUUAUUGUGUAAAAAUAUCUUCCUCCCUAUUAUUGUUUUUUGUUAUUACUAUGGCCUCACAUCUAAGCACUAAGGAUCGUUUACUUUCUCUCAUCGACGACAUCGAACUAAUAGCUAAGGAGAUUAUUGAGGUAUCUAUAGCACCUAAAUCACAAAAACUAUCAGCUGCUGACCAUGCACAGUUAACAGAUUUGUUGUUGGCUAAAGAUGUAGAACUAAAGAAAACAUUAGAUUUGGCCGAAGAACAAGCUAAGAUUCAACAGAAAAUGAAUGAACUUAAAGGUGAAGUUGAUAAUAAGGAUCAAGAUAUUCAUCACUUACAACGGCAAUUGAAAGAUGCCGAACAAAUACUUGCUACAUCAUUGUAUCAAGCUAGACAGAAGCUCGCAUCUAUUGUUAAAUCCAGGAAGAGGCCAGUAUCAUCGGAAGAAUUAAUAAAAUUUGCCCACAGAAUCAGUGCAUCCAACGCAGUCAGUGCACCUUUAUCGUGGCAACCUGGUGAUCCUCGUAGACCAUAUCCCACAGACCUCGAAAUGCGGCUGGGAAUGAUUGGUCGUCCUAGCGAUCCACCAGUUAACAAUGGUCACACUCCAUCGACACUCAAUGAACUACAUAGAAGUACCACCGGAGGAGUUCCCGCACCAUCCACGAAUCAAUUCACAUGGCAUCCAUCAGGAGAGCUUCAUAUGUCAGUGGGUGGAGGGAACUCCGUUGCCAUCGAUGGACGUAGCAAGGACGCUCAUACUCAGGAAGACGUUGAAGUUAUGUCCACCGACUCCAGUUCAAGCUCGAGUAGUGAUUCUCAAUGAAUGAAGACUAGUUUGUUGUAGUGUUAAAAAUAUAAAAAUAGUUGAAUUAUCACCACUUAAUGCGGUGUUCAAGAUAAGUGUAAAAUUUGUGAAGCGAAUAAGCAUUUACAUUCAAUCAUACUAUGAAUUAUAUGUAUAGUGUCUUAUGGAUAAACU